GCGCAGGCGCAGACAGCACAGACUGGUCCAGGCCUCCCGCAGCUGGUUCCGAGGUGCUAGCCCCUCCGUGUUUGCGCAUGGAGGGGCGCGUGAGCUCCGUGGGCUCGCCCCACAGUUUCCUCAACGCUCCCGUGCUUUUCCGCGGCCCCGUGGAGCCCCUAGUCUUCCUGGCCAACUUUGCCCUGGUUCUGCAGGGACCGCUCACCACACAGUACCUUUGGCACCGGUUCAGCACGGAGCUCGGCUACAAUGGCACCCGCCACCGGGAGAACUGUGGGAACCAAAGCGCGGAUCCCCUCAUGAAGGAAGUGGAGACCCUGACAUCUCACUGGACCCUCUACAUGAACGUGGGAGGCUUCCUGGUGGGACUCUUCUGGUCCACCCUGCUGGGAGCCUGGAGUGACCGCGUGGGUCGCCGCCCAUUGCUGGUGCUGGCCUCUCUUGGUCUGCUGCUCCAGGCCGUGGUGUCCAUCUUUGUGGUGCAGCUAGAACUGCACGUCGGGUUCUUCGUGCUUGGCCGAGCUCUUUGUGCCCUUCUGGGAGACUUCAACGGCCUCCUUGCUGCUAGCUUUGCCUCUGUGGCAGAUGUUAGCUCUAACCACAGUCGCACCUUCCGGAUGGCUCUGCUGGAAGCAUGCAUUGGUGUGGCCGGGACCCUGGCAAGCCUUCUCGGGGGUCACUGGCUCCGGGCCCAGGGUUAUGCCAACCCCUUCUGGCUGGCUUUGGCCCUGCUGAUUGUCAUGGCUCUAUACGCAGCAUUUUGUUUUGGUGAGACGGUGAAGGAGCCAAAGUCCACCAGGCUUUUCACGCUCCGCCAUCAUCGAUCCAUUGCCCGGCUAUAUGUGGUUCCAGCCCCAGAAAAGUCCAGGAUGCAUCUAGCCCUGUACUCUUUGGCCAUAUUCGUGGUGGUUACUGUGCAUUUUGGGGCUCAAGAUAUCCUGACACUCUAUGAGCUGAGCGCACCCCUCUGCUGGGACUCCAAGCUGAUUGGCUAUGGCUCAGCAGCCCAGCACCUACCCUACCUCACCAGCCUGCUGGGCCUAAGGCUUCUGCAAUUCUGCCUGGCUGACACCUGGGUGGCUGAGAUUGGCCUGGCUUUCAACAUCCUGGGAAUGGUGGUCUUUGCGUUUGCUACCAUUACACCCCUCAUGUUCACAGGGUACGGAUUGCUCUUCCUGUCAUUGGUCACGACGCCUGUCAUCCGGGCCAAGCUUUCCAAGCUGGUGAGCGAGUCGGAGCAGGGUGCUCUGUUCUCUGCUGUGGCCUGUGUGAAUAGCUUGGCCAUGUUGAUGGCCUCCGGCAUCUUCAACUCCAUCUACCCGGCCACUCUGAACUUCAUGAAGGGCUUCCCCUUCCUCCUGGGAGCUGGCCUCCUCUUCAUUCCAGCCAUUCUGAUUGGGGUACUGGAAAAGGUUAAUCCACACCCGGAGUUCCAGCAGUUUCCUCAGAGCCCCUGAUCUGCCCGAAGCCAUGAGGAGCAAUGGACCCACACUGACGAUGUAUGCCUAAAGCCCAGCACACCAGCCACCUCGGAAUCCGUCCUUGACCACAGUCUAUCCACCCUUGACCUCAGCCUUGGCAGUACUCACUCUGGAAAGGGAGUUCAAGCCAGUUAUGAGCAACACCUACUCUCUGACUGAGCCAAUCUCUGCUAGAUACAGAAUCUAAUCAGGAGAGGUCCACUUUAGGGCAGGCUGCAAGGAGCCAUUUGUGGCAAGGGUUUCUUCCCCCCCCCCCCAUGCUAUUCAUCACUCAGAACCUUCUAGAGUGAAGGAGAUGGCAUUUCAGGGACCAAGCGUGAGACCGACCUCUCCUUCUAGCCCAUGGUACUAGGUCUCUGCUGUGUUCAGUGGCUUCCAGGCGAUGAAGCUCUGUCUAUGGUUGGGAAGCCGUCCUUGACCACAGUCUACCCACCCUUGACCUCAGCCUUGGCAAUUGUCACAGUAAAUUGUUUGAAUCAGUCUGAAAAGUUUA
This is a messenger RNA of Mus musculus (house mouse), 1974 nucleotides long. It is a transcript of the gene Slc46a1, whose product is annotated as solute carrier family 46, member 1. The record is from RefSeq and is marked validated. Gene Ontology annotation, biological process: methotrexate transport; folic acid transport; folate import across plasma membrane. The transcript has 5 exons. Gene Ontology annotation, cellular component: brush border membrane; cytoplasm; endosome. NCBI's taxonomy places the organism in Eukaryota, Metazoa, Chordata, Mammalia, Rodentia, Muridae. Gene Ontology annotation, molecular function: folic acid:proton symporter activity; folic acid transmembrane transporter activity; symporter activity. The coding region runs from base 78 to 1457 and encodes 459 amino acids.